Messenger RNA from Solenopsis invicta (red fire ant), 611 nucleotides. Its product is annotated as putative odorant-binding protein A10. The record is from RefSeq and is a predicted model, not a curated record. The transcript is spliced from 2 exons. NCBI's taxonomy places the organism in Eukaryota, Metazoa, Arthropoda, Insecta, Hymenoptera, Formicidae. Bases 81 to 449 code for a protein of 122 amino acids.
UUUUUUUUGUCAGAUAAAAUCUAUAUAAACGAAACGUAAGAUACAUUGGGAAUUUAGUUUCUCAAGUGUUAUUGGAAGCGAUGGCUCGACUAAGUAACAUUGUGUUGAUUAUUGCUGUGAACGUAUUAAUAUGCGUUCUCGCGAAAGAAGAGCUCUAUUCGGAACAAUAUGACCAUCUAGAUGUUCGAGGAGUUCUUGCAAACAACAUUCAACGAAAAAGCUAUUACAACUGCUUCAUGGGAAUAACACCGUGCACGUCAGAACAGAAGAAUCUUAUAAAUUUAUUCAGCGAAGCUUAUCAAACCAAAUGCAGGAAAUGUACUAAAAAGCAAAUAGAACAUCUGAAUGUGAUAAGUGAUUGGUAUACAACACAUCAACCCCUGAAAUGGCUACAAUUGAUUCAGAAGAUGAUAAACGAUUUAAGAAAAAAAUAUGCUAAUGAUCACUAACUGCUGGUUAUUGCUCAUAGCACUCAUGGAUCUUCCUAUUUAUAGUCCUAUGCCAGAAUUUUUUAAUCGUUGCGAGUAGUUAAUCGAUGCGAAUAUAGUAUAUCGCAAUAUUUAUAACAUGAUAAUUUUAAAUAUAUAUAACUUGUUAAUAAUAAUAAUAAU